Messenger RNA from Apis cerana (Asiatic honeybee), 16177 nucleotides. It is a transcript of the gene Calx, whose product is annotated as sodium/calcium exchanger 3. The record is from RefSeq and is a predicted model, not a curated record. NCBI's taxonomy places the organism in Eukaryota, Metazoa, Arthropoda, Insecta, Hymenoptera, Apidae. Gene Ontology annotation, biological process: cell communication; calcium ion import across plasma membrane; sodium ion transmembrane transport. Gene Ontology annotation, molecular function: calcium:sodium antiporter activity. Gene Ontology annotation, cellular component: postsynapse; sarcolemma; axon.
UCAGGAAAUUUUUGUAAUUGCAUAUAAUGCGAUCGGUAGAAUCAGUGUUUGUUUCGUAAUAUUAUUUUCAAUAUUUUUUAAAGCAUAAUAAUUUUAAAUUUAAAUUAUUAUAGUGUAUUCUCGCGAAAGUAGAGUCAGUGUUUGUUCGCUAAUUAUAAUUUAAAUAAUAAUAUAUUAUUAUUAUUAUUUUUUUUUUAAAUAUUUUUUUUUCGGUAAAAUAGAGUCAAUUAAGGUAAUAAGAUAUCAGACUUAUCGACUGGACGAAAAUGUAUGAAAGUAUUUUCAUUUUAGAUCUCUAGAUGGCGACACAGUUAUGAAUUUGCAAUCGCUAGUAAAAAAAUAUUUAUUUAACUAGAAAUAUACACAUAAUGCAGAACUAAAAAGUUAAUGAGGCAAAGGAAUUCGGAUCUAAUUCGUUAUUUUUGAUAUUUCCAACAUUUAUAAAUAACAGAUAUGCAUAUUAGUUAUGAAUUUAAAUUAGAUAUAUUUCUUUUAUCUCUUUUCCGUUUUGUUAAUUAUCUUUUCAGUUCUGCAAUAAAUACAUAUUAAUGUGUAAUAAUGUUGUAAGAUAAUUUUUCAAUUUUGUUAUGUUACAUUUGCUAUAUAAAUUUUUGCAAUAAAUAUAUGUUUACAUAUAUAGACGUAUUAAUAUCGAAACAGACGAGCUUAAAACGAUAUUCAAUUAAUAAUUUAAAGCUUUUGCCAGAAUUUUAAAUAUUUCUGGCAUCGAAUGCAAAAUACAAUUAAGAAUAACCACGAUUUAAAAUUACAUUCAUUGAAGUCGUUAAAAUGGUCAGAUUGCGAUUUUUUUUCUAUAUAAAAAGGAAUUAAAAUGAUCCUUGAGCGAAAACAGCUUGUUACUCUUGAAUUGAUCGAAGAGGAUUCUUCUAACGAGCUUGUCAUCAAAUUACUAUCGAUCUUCAAGAUCGUUCGAGUAUUUGAAAUGCUCCCUUAACGGAUAACGAGAUCACUUGGAUCGGAGAUAGUUCGACGAUACUGCAAAGAGUCUGAUUUUUGUAACGAGAAGUUGAAGUACUCGUUCGACGAACGUACAACUACUUAGGUAUUUUGUUCAGAUCCUUUUGAAACGAAAUGAUUUCGUUGAUCGAUUUAAAUCACAUUUCUAUCAUUUCUUUGUAUCAAAGCCUUUGAAGUCGAUUCGAUACGAUUUUCCAAAUUUAAUUCUAAAAUUUAAUUAUAAUGUUAGAUAAAUUCGAACAAAUUGCCAGAAAAAAUAUUUCGUUUCAUAUAAUGGAAUCUCGAUCGUUAAGAAAUCAUUGUGAAUUGAAGAUGGUACGAUCUUCGUAUCGUAUAAGAUCCAGUUGUAGUUAUCGCUCGCAAUCUCUUGGAUUUUCUCUCACAUUCUCAUCGAAUAUCUUUUCUUGUCAACCAUGGUGAGAUACAUUAGGCUACCAAAACAUGUCGAGGAUUUGUUACGUGAAGGAUGAUGUAGACAAACGAAAAGAACGUUUUCCACUUAGGAGCCAUUCGUUUGAUGGAUCAUCAAGAACGCGCGAAUCUUUUUUUUCCCUCUCUCUUCAAAAUAAUAAUGAAAACGAAGAAAAGAAGAAAUUUUUCGGGAUCUGUCAAUGUUCUUCUCCUCGUUAUUAAAUUAUUAUACAUUUAUAUAAAUAGUAGAAUUACGUAAUAAUUUUUAAAUUUAAUGAUCGAAACGUCGACGAACGUUUUCAUCUUCUUCGCACUGUUAAAAGACUGAACAACGAUUCGAAGAGAUUAUAGAAAAAUACCACUUGUUUACCCACUUAUAUUUCAAAUUACUGAGAAUAACUGAGACUCUUCGAAUGAAAAAGAAAAAAAAAAGAAGAAUAAACUCGGCGUUCUUUAAUAAAAAACGCGCUCAACCGUGGUUAAGGGUUAAAAGAGGGACAGGGUGAAGCGCGGAAAGGAAGGCUGAAGGAAGAAAGGAAGAAAAGAAAACGGAUGGGAAUCAGGGUGGAAAAAGGAAGUGUUACGCGACGCGACCACCGCGUUCCAUCCAGUUAGAUCUGGCCUAGGUUGACCAAGCCAUCCAUAGUGGCGAUAUGUCGGAGAGUGGGAGGUGUCCCUGCUGAUCAGGAGUGUCAGUUGGGAUGGAGGAAGAGGGUGGAUGGGAGCGCAUGCGCACCUUCUUAACCGAGUAGUACGAGUGGCAGGCAGGGAGUGUUUGCCUCCCGCGAGCGAGACAGAGAUACGAUCAAGAACGAGAGCGAUUCUAAACCUCUGGAAAAGGAUAGCCACAACGGACGGAAUAAAUGGAAUAGCGAGAGAAGAUAGGAGGAAAAAAAAACGAAACGAAAGGGGAGAGAGAUAAAAAAGAAGAAUAAAAAUCCAAAGGAUAUGGAGAAUACGAAUCGAAUGCGUCGAUUCGCGAAAGUUGGAGAGAGAAGGCUCGAGUAUAGGGAGUAAAAAUGAGGAAGAGACAGACAGAGAGAGAGAGAGAGUUAGCGGCGCGCAGCGAUAGCUAGAACAGGAGGGACGGAGAGCGGCCGAGGUCUGCCUCGUCUAGGCAGCUCCGAGAGUCUACUCCCACCUAGCUCUCCUCUUCCUCGCUCGCUUUCUCUCUCUCCUCUUUCAGUGUUCGUUCGAACACGGCCCGGUACGGUUCUGUCGCCCCGUGCUCGAAGGAUUCUCUUCGUGAUGGGAGCUCGCUGCCGCGGUGGUAUCGGCAGGUUCCCUCGGUAGCCGAUUCCCCGACCCAUCCAUGUCGCACGUCCCGUCAGGGUGACACGCGCGAUUCUCGCUCGCGGUCCGUAUAAUCGGCACACGUAUAUAUACUUAUAUAUAUAUAUACACACACACACACAAGUACACGUAUAUAUACAUACAAUUCGGAGAUAAAUAUCCGGGAGAAGAUAAAGAAGGGGGGGACUUGGAAACGGAGGAAGAGGGUGAAAAGUGCGUGUCGUGGAGAGAGAGAAAGUGUAUCGGAAGGGGGAGAUAAAAGUGUAGGAGUAACGGUGAGGAAAGCGUGAAGCUGCGAACUCGUCGAGAUAUUCUGAUCGAUGGGGAAGAAAUAGUGGUGAGAAGAUCGCACGAGGGAAGGAAGACGCGGGUUCGUGCGACGUUUGUCGCGCGUUUUGGUUUAAAAGGGUUUAAAAAAAGAAGAAAGGAAAGAAGAAAUUGUUUCGCCGAGAUAUUCGAUUCUUCUUUGGAGUCGUAGUUGUUGGGAAAUAAUAGGGGGUUGUCGGGAGCCGGCGGGUGUCGUUAUCACCGCGGACAAUUCGAUCUUUCCACGUUGAAUCGCGAGGCUGGCGAACGUUACGCGCGCGUAAAAAUCGGGAAAGGAAAGAUGCCGGGAAAUUACUCGACUCGUUGCGAGCCAGGUCUGGUUGUACCGAUAUGGAGGCCGCAGGAGAAUCUCAAUCUUUCGGACAUAAUCUUCCGCGGCUUCGUAUACUUCUCCCUGUUGUUGUACCUGUUCAUCGGCGUGUCGAUCAUCAGCGAUCGUUUCAUGGCGGCGAUCGAGGUGAUCACCUCGAAGGAGAAGGAAUUGGUCGUUCGCCGGCAGGGUAAGGAGCCUCAGAUCGUUGUGGUGCGAGUAUGGAACGAGACGGUGGCGAACUUGACGUUGAUGGCGUUGGGAAGUAGCGCGCCAGAGAUCCUUUUGUCGAUCAUCGAGAUCUGGGCGAAGAACUUCGAGGCCGGUGAACUGGGGCCGGGCACGAUCGUCGGCUCGGCCGCUUACAAUCUCUUCGUCAUCAUCUCGCUGUGCGUGUUCGUGAUACCGAACGGGGAGACGAGGAAGAUCAAACAUCUGAGAGUUUUCUUCGUCACCGCCACGUGGAGCAUCUUCGCUUACGUUUGGCUCUACUUGAUCCUGGCGGUCUCGAGCCCUGGCGUGCUCGAAGUUUGGGAGGGCAUACUCACCUUCUCCUUCUUCCCUGCAACCGUGCUCACGGCCUACGUGGCCGACCGCCGCCUCCUCAUCUACAAGUAUCUGCACAAGGGUUACAGGAUGAACAAGAGGGGUGUGAUCGUGCAGGCCGAGGCAGGCGACUCGGACGGCGGGGUGGAGCUCGAAAUCAAGCCGCAGCAGGACAGUUUUCACAACAUGAUGGACGCCGACACGCCCGAGGCGAAGGAAUUCGAGCAGACGAGGAGGGACUACAUCAACACUUUGAGAGAGUUGAGGAAGAAGUAUCCUACCUUGCCGUUGGAACAGUUGGAAGUGAUGGCGCACGAGGAGGUGCUCGGCAAAGGGCCGAAGAGCAGAGCGUUCUACAGGGUGCAAGCGACGAGGAAGAUGGUCGGUGCGGGGAAUCUGAGCAAGAAGAUCAGCGAAAGGGCGCAGAGCGACUUGAGCGAGGUGAAGGCCGAGCUUCAGAAGCAAGAAGCCGAGAGCAUCGAGAUCGAGAACGUGAACGCGAUGAGAAUCUUCUUCGAGCCUGGCCACUAUACCGUGAUGGAGAACGUUGGUAGCUUCGAGGUGGGAGUGACCAGAGCCGGUGGCGACCUGAGCAAACCGUGCACCGUCGACUAUUGCACCGAGGAUGGCUCCGCCGAGGCUGGUUCCGAUUACAUUAGCGCCAAGGGCACCCUCACCUUCGACUCGGGCGAGACCAAGAAGACCAUCAAGCUGUCCGUCAUCGAUGACGAGUUGUUCGAAGAGGACGAGCAUUUCUACGUUAGAUUAAGCAACGCGUCCCAGCCAGCCAUGCUAGUUUCACCCAGUUUAGCGACCGUGAUGAUUCUCGACGACGAUCACAGCGGCGUGUUCGGGUUCCCCGAAAGGGAUAUGGAGCUCGUGGAAAGCGUUGGCCAGUAUCCUUUGCGAGUGAUGAGAUACAGCGGGGCAAGGGGGCGCGUGGUCGUCCCUUAUCGCACGAUCGAGGGUACAGCUAAGCCUGGAAAGCAAUACAUGCAUACCGAGAGCUCCCUCACCUUCGAGGACAAUCAGACCGAAAAAGAGAUCACGUUGGAGAUUAUCGAGGAGGAUUCGUACGAGAAGGAUGCCCUGUUCUACGUCGAGCUGGGUGAGCCACAGUUGCAAGGGGGAUCCGACGUGAAUGGACCCGAGGCAGGGAUCGCAGUAGCGGCGGAAAUGAAGCAGCCGGAAGAGCGGACCGCCGAGGAAAAAAUGGCGUUGCUCGGGAAACCGAAGUUGGGCGAGGUGUUCAGGGCACAGAUACGGAUCAAAGAGUCGAAGGAGUUCAAGAAUACCGUGGACAAACUGGUGCAAAGGGCCAACGCUUCCAUACUGCUUGGCACCAGUUCCUGGAAGGAACAGUUCACGGAGGCAUUGACGGUGAGCGGCGGCGACGAGGACGACGAGGGCGGCGGGGAACCAGCGGCGCCGUCCACCUUGGACUAUCUGAUGCACGGCGUGACGAUAUUGUGGAAAGUGUUGUUCGCGUUCGUUCCGCCCACGGAUAUCGCCGGUGGUUACCUGUGCUUUGUCGUCAGCAUAUUCGGGAUCGGUGUGGUGACGGCGGUAAUAGGAGACGUGGCAUCCUACUUUGGCUGCACCCUGGGCAUCAAGGACUCGGUUACCGCGGUUGCCUUCGUCGCCCUCGGCACCAGCAUCCCCGGACAAAAAGGAAGUGGAAUCGAAGGGGUGCGAUUUCGCUGGCGAACGAACACUCUGUGCCGGAAAACUACUGGUGGUAGCUUUCGCCCUCCCGCAUCCGGGAUUGAUUUAACAACGAACGUGAUCGCGUGACGUUAUUGAAUGCGUGCAUGUGCGUAGAGGUACCUGAGGGAGUGAGAAUGAGAGGAAGAAAGAAAGAGAGAGAGAGAGAAAGAACGAGAGCGUGAGAACGUAUAACUGAGAACGAGCGAAGAAGAAGUUAAAUCGGAGGGAAGAAAAAAAGGAGAAAGAGGAGAAGAGCGAACAAAGGAGAAGCUUUGUACGUGUGCGAGGAAGUAAAGUGAGUUUGCCUUAAAAUAUAAUUUAACGGAUAGAUCGCGUAACGAAUGGUUAUAUAGGUGAAAAAAAGAAAAGAAAAAAAAAAAGAAACGUGUUCUAAUCUCCCGUGGGCCCGUGAAUCAUUCGUUAUUCACGGUUGUUAUUCAAAUAUAUUGAUGAGAAAUACAGAAGGAUAUAUUAUAUAUAUAUACACACACACACACACGGACACACGUAUGUAUAAAAUAGCGUAUUUAUUUAAUCGUUCGAUGAACAGGACACACACACACACACACAUAUACACGUACAUUCAUACAUACACACAGGUUUCUAUGGUAUUUUAGUAGCGGAUUGUAUUGCCAUUCCUCUUUCGCCAGAGAACGAUGUCGCUAAUUUUAUAUAAACGUAUAUUAUCAUACGAUACUACUUUUAAAAGAGAGAGAAAAAAAAAAAAUAACACGAUCCUCGAUGCUUUCGCGAUCCUACGACAAGUUUUCGAGCGUUUCGUACGCAUUGUGUUAUACAUAUAUAUAUAUUAUAUCAAAAGAGGUCGUAGAUUUCCAUCGCAAAAAUUCCAAAUCGCGAUCUUACGAAGGAAUAUUUACUUAUUAGGGAAUAAAUAAGACGAGGAUACAUACAUAUAUAGCCGCGAUAAGAGCAAGGCAGUGUAUAAUGGAAGCGCGAAAUCGAAUAUUUAUCCCUCGCGAAGGGAAGGGAAAUUUUCGAAAGAAGAUAAAGCGUUCGUUUAUUUAGAAAUUGCGAAAUAUGAAUUUAAUUAUCGAAUCGAAUUUUUUCGUUUAUUUUAUUCAGUUUCCGUUUAUCUUGUUAUUCCAAUAAAUCUUAAGAAGCAAAAAAAAAUGUUAACGCGCGAUCUCGAUAAUAAUAAGCCUUGCUCGCCGCGAUAAUUGCUUAGAUCGUUAACUCACUAACACGAUGAAACAUGUUUGCUAUUUAUUAAGAGUAAUUAGAUAGUGCGACGAAAGAAAUAAGUAAAUAAAUAAAUAUAUUUCAAUGCGGCUAAAGUGGCGGCCUUCGUUCGAAUGUUGAAAAUUUUCGUUGGUAUUCACUGCCUUUGAUCGAGGGUCGCUUAAACCGUGAUCAAGAGUUUUCAAAAACAGUUUUGAACGGACAUUUGGUAGGGAAACGUAGGUAGAAUACGCACGAUAACAUGCAUCAGGUAUAUAAAAAGAAAAAAAAAAUGCAAUUCGGGGCUGAUAAAAGUUAUAGAAGCCUCUCUGUAUAACGAAUAAUAGAUAUUAUAUAGCACGCGUUGGGAAAAAAAAACAGCUUUUCCGAACUAGCCGGAAGCCUCGUUUUUAAAAAAAGAAAAAGAAAAAAAAAAAAGAAAGAACCGUGAUCAAAGUUCACCAGAAACAUUUAUAUAUAUAUAUAUAUAUCUCUAUAGAUAAUACUCGGAAGAAUCACAGUGACUUAAUAACGUUCUCAGUGAGAACAUAAUGUUCGAUUAAUUUUAGAGAAAUCGUUGUAGAUACGGCCCCGACCGGCUGUAUCGUGGUUCGUGUUCUUAAAAAAAAAAGAAAAAAGAAAAAAAAAAGGAAAGGAUGACGUCUUCAAAAAGCUUUAGCCGAACAUACAGAUUUAAUCGACACACUGCAAAGGUUGUACACCGAUUCGAAUAUUACUUUUCAUCUUUUUCACAGAGGGAUGAUUAAAGAAAAACCUCGGUUUUGCCUCGGUAGAUAAAGAUCGACGGUGUCCGGUAAUCCGACAUUCGCCGUUCUCGUAGUCGAUUUAAAUAUAGAAGCAGAAGUCUCGUCGCGACUAAUCCCCGUGGAACGAUAUCCCCAAAAGAUAUCCCCGUUUACGAUCGUUAAAGUUAACAGACGUGGUUGAUGAACGAUUCAUGCUCCGAGCCUUGCAUCGAGUGAACCUUCUCUUCGUGAAAUCGCGUGUAAUUAAAGAGGGGGGUGGGGUAGGGGGAAGAUAAAAGGUCAGAGACGCUCGAACCAACGUUGGUCGGCCCCGUAUACCGUUACUUCCGAGUGCUUGUAUCCGAGAAAAAUCUCUGCCCCUCCCCUCUAACUGUUUCGAGAUUGCUUACAAGCUUCCCUUUUCAUCCGACGACAUAAUAGAAGUUGCGACCGAUACGGGGAGAAAAUUUCAGGAUACGACGCUUACUGUAAGGAUAGGAUUUCAUGGGAAGUGAAUCAAUCGGAGCGAUGUCGUUUACAGGCAGAGAGACGUGAAGGAAAACGUAACGAAUCGUAAAAAGCGAGCCAUCUUCGUGGAUAGCCAAACGGAACCCGCGUCACGGAAGUCCUGAAUGGACGGUUAUCAAUCCGCGAAACCGUUCCUCCUUUCCUUUUUUGGGGAAAAAAAUCGACAAUCGAAAUAGGGGAAAUUUGUGCGUGAGAGAAAAACUUACUGAACUUACGACUUCUUUUUCUUUGCUUUGUGAUAUUCGAGGAAAAAAUCAUUUCCAAGAGAAUCGAAACGAUUUUCCAUAAACGAUGUGCGGAUUCGUUCCAAGAUCGUUUCAAGAUUGCUUGAAGAGACAGAAGAAAUUUUUGAAAUUCGUUCGAAUAUUUUUUUCCAGAUUACAAGAUUCUUUGAAAAUUUCGUUGAAAAUCUCUUUAGGAAUGCAUCGAUAUAAUAAUAUUCAACGCACAUCGUUGUAUAUAUAAUCCAGUGGUACAGUUUCUAUAAAAAGUAUUGUAUCUACUCAGAUUACAAGAGAUCAAUCGAUUAAUACAAACGCACAUAAGACGAUUAGAAUUUUCAAUAAGAAAAAAAUAAUAAUAAAAAAAUUUUAACGAGAUUCUCGUUAAAAAUUGAAAUUGCGAGAAAUAAAAAAAAAAACUUGGUAUGCAUAAUUAUCCGCAUUGGUUAGUUGGAAAACAAUCGUGGGUCAAUACUGACGAAGCAGAUUACGAUGCUUUCGUUCGCGAUUGUUAAUUGAACGAAUCACUACCUCGUCCUAAUUUGCUUUUAACCAUCCAUUUCGAGGAUCUCUGAACGCGCCUCCGUGAAAAGUAGAUCAAAAAUAAAUCAAAAGCAGAUGAUGCGAAUGCUCCGUCGAAUCUCUUCCUUUUCGUCUGCCUGCAAACGAUAGUGGCCAGAGGUUAAAAUACACGCGAUCUCUCCUAGUCAUUUACGUGAGACACCAUCGAGGAACGUCCACACGUGUGUAGCACCGCGUGUAUACCCAUUUACGCAUCCCAGUCACGACCAGGUUUCGCGUUUUAUUUCACUCCAUUACCAAAAGCUCCGGGGGAUCGAUAUUAAAAGCGUGAAGAAAAUUUAAAAAAAAAAAAAAAAGAAGCAAGAAGAAAAAAAAGAAGAAGAAAGGGGCGGUGAGAGUUUCGCGUAAACGAUGACACAAUCGUGAUGUCAGCCAAAGAUGACGAAAGAUAUAAAUACAUAUAUGUAUACAUGUAUUUAAAAAAAAAAAAAGGGAAAAAGAAGUAUAUAGUGUACAAGCGUCAUAGAUAUUUUAAUAAGAGAUACCGUUCAAAGAGAUUUAAUAUACUAAUAUAUAUACAUGUAUAAAUAAUAUACAUACAGUAGGACGAUAUAUAGACGACACUCAAUAGCAAAGCGUUGAAGUGAUAAACCGUAAACGGGAUCCGAAACGUUACCAAUUUCUCGAGAUUUUUCUAUCGCUGGACGGGACGAUCGUCGCGAUGACAGAGAGAGAAAGGAGAAAAAAAGGGAAAAAAAAUAAUAAUCAAAGUUUUUCGUCGAUUUUUGUUGAAAACGAGGUGCUUCGUCGCGACCUUCGUGCGUUCCACCGUCUCGAAACGAUGCAUGCACGCGAAAAAUACAUUCUGCUACUGAGUACCUGAGAUUCAUCCCUUCGAUUUGCUUUCAACGAGCAACGAAAAAUCAACGUCCGUUGCUUAUAACCAUCACUCUGUAACGUGUUCAACCGCUUUCACUCGUACGUGUACUACUCCAUCGAUGGAAAUAUGGAAUCGUAUUCUUAUCUCUUCUUCUUUCAACCGAUCCUUUCGAGUUGAGAACCCGCGUCUAUCGCUGAGAUCGGAUCGCGUCGGGUCUCUCGCGAUUGUUGCACCCAAUUCUCGUAACUCUUUCGCGAUCAAAUUUACGCGAUACACGAAUUCCGAAUUUCACUCGCGAGCACGUUCCAAGAUCGAUACGGUGUUUUACAACAGUUACAAAGUUGCAACGGAAUUACCGUAGAGAAAUGGUAAUAGCCGAUUGAUCAGGCUACAGUCAAAAAAGUAUCGAAGCGCAUGUAUCUCGACGAUCGGAACGUCCAGCAGAAUUAUCGGCGAGAAUUUAUGGAAACGGACGAUCUCUCUUCUUCGUGCAUUUAUUCCAAUUACUCUUUCACCCAGCCUCUCGCGCAAGGUCCUUUCAAUCCUGCUAAACGGACCUGCUACGAAACGAGUUCGAUCGAGUUCGAUGUUUAUGCCACGAAUGAAUUCGCUCGUUUUAUUCGCGGACCGUCGUUUUUUAAACUAUUCUCUUUUUGUUUUUCUUCUCUUUUUCUUUCUUUCUUUUUUUCCUUUGCUUUGUUUGUAUCAUCGUUAACCAAACGUCCGUUACUUUACGAAUGAACGAGUGUUUCGUUGAUUCUGAUCGAAAAAAUUUCGUUACCGAAUUUUCAAUUUUUUUUUUUUUUUUAUCUUUUCUCGCUUCGUUUCGAUAUUUGAGAAAGAUCAUCGUGAACGACAGCUCGCGGAUAAAUAUUUCUCACUCGUUUUAGGAUUAAGACGAUGCGGAUUAAAGGGAAUGUUCGAAGUGCCAAUUUAAUUUCGUGUUCUUUAUUCUACCAACACGAACAACAUCGACACGACUAACUAAUUUUCGGAAUUGAAAUUGAAACCGUGAUAUAAACUAUCCGGAAAAAAUUGAUUAAAUGGGGAGGCGAAGUUAAUGAAUAAGUUAAACGAACAUGUCAGAAUCUCGAAAAUAACGAAAAAAAAUAAUAAUUGCAAUUCUCCCUCGCGGCACUCGACUCCGUUUAAUCGGUCUGUGCAUUUGUUGUUAAAACGCAUAGCUAUAUAUUUAGAAUCGAACGAGAGCGAGCGAAGAAACGCUCGCCGUUUAAUGGACAUUAUGUUUGCUCGAAUCUAAAACCGUCGUUCCACGUGGCCAGUCCCAAUUCCUAUCGACGUAGCGAAUCUAAUACCGUAGAAUUCCAAGAAAUCGUGAGAAAUUCGCGAAAAUUUUUCCUUGAAAGUUUUCACGUACCAUCGACCGGUAUUGACAAAUAUAUUUCACAAGGAAUGAAAAGUAUUACCGAUCGAGCAAAAAUCUAUCUAUAUCUCGUCGAAAGUAACGUCUGUUUCGACGUCGAUCUCUUUCCCUCUUACUUUGUCGUAAAGUAUCUGUGCCAGAAAUGCACGGUACGUAAAACCGUGCACGAAUUAGAUAAAUUUUAACAGAGAUGUAUCGCAAAGUGUGUUCGCGUAGGUUGAUUAAUAUCGAGUAUCUUUGUUGAGGCCAAUGUGUGCAUUUAUACGUUUUGUAUUCUCUAUACGAUCUCGCGCGAUCAAAGAUGAUUAGUUGAAUAGAGGUUAGGAAGAAAUGUUUUAGUUUAGAAUUGGCUCUUAUAGAUUAUCGUAUGUAUCAGUAUCGGUAGGGUUUAGUUGUUAUUGGAAACAAAGGAACCAAAAUGAUAAAUGCAGAUUCUUGAAACAUAUUACAAGACUUUCGUGAAAAGACUUGAUCGAGUUCUCGACCAAUUUUCAUUCUUCGACUUGUUGUAACUUUGAGUCAUAUCUAAAACGUUGGUAGAUUCCGUUCUCGCGACAAUGAAUUAUCCAUCGUUCGGUAUUUUAUAUAUUUAAGAAAAAUUUUCUUCUUUUCUUAACGACAAUCAUAUAAGGAUUAACGUUAGAGUUUAUUACUACAAUAGGCUGAUUUAACCUCGAUAGCUACCACUGAUUAACUUAUUACGUACUAUACUUUCAUACUUGUAACAUCCUCGCUUGUUGUGAUUUUGAAAAAAAAAAAAAUGAGAAACAUAUUAUCUAGUCAAUCAUCUAAUUAGCAUUUGUACCUGUGAACAAGAGUAAACUAAGUUCGAUUUAAGUAUAUUGAAAUCGCACGGACAAAGUGGUAGCCAGUUCGUUUCUGGUUAUAAUUCGAUUCUUGUGCAAAUUAUCGCUUUGAAACAAGGUAUCUGCAUUACCUAGUAAAUUAAAAAAGAAUAAUUAAACUUCAAGGUCAUACGCACAGCCAGGACCAGUACGUAAUUUCAAACUUGAGGAAAAAUAUUUUAAAAAUCUCUUUUCUCUAUAGUUUAUUCGGUAUACGUUAGUUUCGACUUUCGUCAAUUGAUUAGUCAACCGUAUACGCGAAACGACCAAUGUAUUAGAGAGAAUUUUUCGAUUUGGACCAAAAUCGGAACGAACAUUAGGAAAAUCAUUUCUCUGCGCGUGAAAAAUGUUAUGAAAACAUUAUUAGCCAUAAAGUGAACGAGAAAUUCUCACGCGCUACUUUCGAUUCCUGCAACUUAUCGAAUCGCUCGUAUUUUCUUUCCUAAACUUUCGUUUUCGUUCGCGAGAAAUAUAAUAAAGAAAUACACGAAAAAUUUGAAAUCACCAAUCGCGUUCCAAGAAUUGACGAAUUUAAAUAAAAGUUAGGUUAGAAUUUUAUAACCUCAAAAGAUUCUUUCUCGUGAAACAUCUAUAAUAUCUGUAGUAUUAGAUUUUAAUUAAUAAUAAGAUUAGCGAAGGAUUCGAUAUAAUUACUACUGAGAAAAAGUGAUUUCAAAUUUUUUAAUCAAUAGUAGUACGUAAACCGGGGCUGGCCAUGAACAUUCUAUGAAAUACUAAACAUAUUACUAAAUUUACUAAACUUAUCCAGAUUUCUAUUCAAACUUUACUCUCACUCAAAAAAAUCCUAUUAUACUUAUACACUUAUCUCUCUUUCUCCAAUACUAUAUACACUAAGUAUGAAAAGAAAAAUAAAAAAAAUGUACUCCUAUCUAUACCUAUUAUACACCAUCUCCAACUCUUUGAUCUAUUGUUCUAUCUUUGUCUUUACACACCGUCUUUACUCGUCACUUGCACGAUAUACGUAGAGAAGGAAGAAAGAAACAUAAAAAAAAAAAGAUUAAAAUUAUUAUUAUUAUUACACGUAGGACCAUUUCGGCUCGCUAGAAGAAUUUAUUCUGUCGCGAGAGAUUCGAAAUCGCGUUAUCGAACGGCCCGACUUUCGUUCCGCAACAACAAAGAGAAGAUCGGAAAGAGAAAAGAAAAGAGAGGCGAGAAAGAAAGGAAUAGAUAAAGGAUUCGACACGACGAAACAAACAACAUCGAUACGAGAGACUUGAAGAGAGCCAAGUGACUCGGAUAUCUCGCAACAUGGUCUCUAUUCGCGACGGUGAUAUAAAUAAGAAAAUAGUUGCAGGUAGCAGGAUGGUCGGGCCGUGGAUGUUCCUUAGAAACAUUUCGAGAACUAAAGUUACACCGUAAGAUAGGGAAAACUUUGUAAAGUAGAUAGCGGAAAGAAGAGACACAAGUGGGGAACGCGGUGAGAGAGGGGGGUGGUCUUUCGAGGGCGCCACUCGAGCUAAUGGAAGAAGAAAACAAAAUGGAUGAAACGGAAGGAGGGAUUCGCAUUGGAUGCGAGUUUUGUAUAUCGUAUAAAACGUAAUAUAUAUACACACGCAUACACACACACACACAGAGAGUACUGCUCGCCAGUAGAGAUUAUUAAACGAUAUGUAUAUAUGUAUUGUUGCGUUAUUGCCUAACAGUUAAAAAAGAAACGUAACAGGUGCGUUACGAGACGAUCGAGAGAGUUAUUAUACAAGUUAAAAGGGGAAAAAAAAAAAACUUUCUUCUUCCUUGCCGUCAGGAGCAUCUGUCCGAUGAUUAGGAUGAGAGUAUUAUGCACCAUAUUAAAUGGUAAUGUUGUAAAUAAGUACGAUGAAAAGUUGCUGAUUUUAUGAGAUUCACAAGUGUCAUCGAUGCGAGAUCAUUAGGACAAUCGAUCGCUCGACAACCGGACGGAUCUCGUCGCGGUUAUCUUUUCGAGUUUUAGUUCCUGUCCGACCGUCGUCGAUAUAUUUACAAGCACCGGUUAGUUAGUUAGGGUAUAUUAGAACACUGUAAAGAUAUCAAUAAUAUAAUUUCUAGCGAUCAUCGAGCGGAAACGUUGGUCCGAUGGUCGCAUCAAUGACACCGAAAAAUUCGUUGUUUCGUUGACCGUUUCCUCGCAGGUCGCUAAGAGGCCUCGAAUAAUUCUCGCUGUUCGAUCGAUUGUUAAUCGUAAGAUCCACACGGUGGACGAGACACGCGUCCCUUUUAGCACGUAAGGAUACCGAAGAUAGAAGUUAAGCCCGUAGCGAAGAUGAAGAACAAAAAAAAGAAAAAAAAGAAAGAAGAAUCGACAAGUUGAAUGUAACGCGUAAAAAAAAAAAAAAAUUGAAAAAAAAGAAAAAAAUGAGUUUACAUAGCGAACACUGCAGAAACGAGGAAACAUUCUUCAUUUCAGUGCCCUGUGAAACACUUCACACGGAUUUUCUACUCGUCUUUUCACUCUUCUAUCCAUCCACUAUCUUCGUCGACUUUUUUUAUUCCGUUUUUGUUUUUUUUUUUUUAAUCUCUCUCGUUCCUUCAACCGAGAAAACACGAUCGAUCGACGUCACCACGUCGCUUCGAAUUGUCACAUUCCAAUCUGUAUUUAUACGAAUUGAUCGAUCACUCUUACCCCUUCUUCCUUAUUUUCUUUUUCUCCCUCUCUUAAUUAUUUCAUUUCUUUCGAUAUCAUAUACCGAUUCCGAAAGAACGAUCCUUUUGCCCACGAACUUCCGUUUUUUUUUUUUUUCUUUUUUUUUUUUAAUCUCUCGACCUUUGCGCCGAUACAACGAAAUGUGAUUACGUUUACGUUGCGCCCGCAAAAACGUUCGCAAAGCAUGAUCGUGUAUCGCUUGAAUCAAGAAACUGUUUAACCAAUCUAAAGGCAGCCUCGCCUGGCGGGAAGGUCGAGACUUAUCGCGUAAUCGCAUUGCCGCCGAUCGCGCAUACCUCUGCCGAAGAGCAAUUAACCCACGCCGAGAUAACGCGAGUUAGGAGAUAAUGUGGAAAAGUAUUGCGAUCAGCGUGCCGAUCAAUGCCGUUUCUCUUCCUCGAUAAGAAAUUAAUAAUUGGACGUUAUUCGAUCGAAUUUUUUGAACGAAACUACGAAAUCCUCGUGAUUAUUAUUUUACGAACAUAAUACGUGAUUGUAUUUAUCGAUCUUCUAGUUAGAUUUCUUACAUAUACCGUAGAACGAUAUCGAUUCCGUUUAUCUUUUAGAUCUGUCCGAGUCAUUGUGCAAUUUUCCAUGCGAAACGCGUUAGUAAAAUCGUUUGCGAACAAAGGGUUGAUAAAGAUGCAAAACGGUUUAUCGAAGAGAAAUUCCGCGUUUUAUCUCGUGCGAGGGCACGACAUUAGAUCCGUUGGAGAGAUAUAAGCAUGGAAGAAACGUGGCGCUUUACCGUUUAUGCGAAAGUAUCGAUCUUUCGGCUCGAUUCUUCUAACUAUUAUCGAGGAGCGAUAAUGCUUUAUCUUCCGUCUUCUAUGUAUAACUCCUGUGCAGAAGAGCAAAAGGGAAAAGAAAAAGGGAGAAAGAAAGAAAGAAAGAAAGAAAAAAGGGCCGGGAGGACCGGGUUCCUUCUAAAAAUAUCGUUGUAAGACGUUAAGCCGUUUUAUGCCUACGCUCAUUAUUAUUGGCAUUAUUAUUAUUAUACUGUCGAUCCGACUUUCGUCGUUUGCAUCCGUUGCUCUCGAACGAAAAAUUCAAAUUCGAGAACAAUGGGCGUGCAAACGACGAAGGGGCGGAUAAACGUGUUAAUUGUUGACGUACGAUCUCGUUGAGAACCCCUGAGGGAAAAAAAGAGGAAAAAGAAAACUUUAAAAAGAAACGGAGCCCGUUGCGAGAACGAGAAGAGAGUCAGAAUGCGAGCGAGAGAAAGAGUGAGAGAGAGAAAGAGAGGGAGAGAAAGAGAGAGAGAGAAAGGGAAAAAAGAUGGUAACCGCUUGCCUUCGAUGCAACGAAAGAAAUAUAAAUUCCUUUUUAAAGCUCGACAAAAAUUAAGAGCCUAUUCGAGAUUGCAAGUAGGAUAUUAAAGAAAAAAAUAUGCAAAGUUAAUAAAAAGAUAUUUUAGAAAAGACGAACUUGUUCUAUUAUAUUAUAUAUGUAUAUAUACAUAUAUAUAUAUAUACACACGAGGAAAGAUACUAUAUAUCUUAUUUAUUUGUCCCGUUGUAUAAUAAGAAUUAACAAUCGUUGCUUGAUCGCAAGCGGAUCACGCGUGCCGAAACAAACAAACAUUACGCGAUCGACUAAGAAUCAAUUAAUUGUAAUUGAGUCGAAAGUGCAAAAUAUACAGACAUUAAAUGUUAUUUA